AUGCGCACCCGCUCUCAGUCCACCCCAUCCCGUCCUCGCGCACUUAGCGUCGGGGCGACUCAUGCCGCGAAGGAGCGCUCUCUGAAUCCUAUCCCCGCGCCUGUGUCUUCGACCGUAAGCUCUCUCCUCAGCUCCCGGCCCCCUCCCGCGCAUACAUCCACUCCCCUCGCCGUCCCGACCCCCGUGACGCCGUCCAAGAAGCCCGUUGAACCCCCCUUGCGCUCCACGUCAACCAAGCGGAAGCUCUUCCGACUCAAGCGGCCUUCCGCGCCAUUGCCAUCGCACCCGCCGCCCAUGUCGCCCGGGUUCUCGCACGCGCCCCCGCCCCCGCCCCCGCCCCGACCGCCGCGAAACCCUGCGCGUGCGCACCCAGCCCGUCCGUCGUCACCCUCCAGACCUCAAACACAGGAUCGGAGCCCUCCUGCGCCGCGGCCCUCACGCAUCGCGCAGCACGAGCCCACGCCUCCUGGCGACAUUGCAGACGCGGAGGACUGGGUCUUCCCCCUGCCGAAGGGCUCCGAGUUCCCGUUGCAGCGCAAGAAGAGCAAGACGAGCCGGUGCGAGCCCAGCAGGCUCAUGGUGGACGAGUCCGCGCGGAACGACGCGCCGUUUUCCACCGUCGACCGGACGAUCCUCGCCGAGCUGCGCCAGAAGAUCCGCGCGCGCGAAGCCCAAUUCGUCGUGCGCGGAGGGAAGAAGUACCACGCCUGUCGUCCGGACGAGGUUCCCUACCCUCGUAGCUAUGACCGACAAGUGGUGGACAUGGACGUGUGGGACAACCUGUGGCAGCGGCAGCUCGGGGGGAGUGUCACGAUGCAUACGUUUGAAACAUCGCCGGCCAGGGUGCUGAUCGGCACACGCGGGGAAGGAACUGGGACAUGGAUUCUGCACGCUGCUAGGGAAUGGAAGGAUUCCCACUUUGUUGGCUUGGACGUCGUACCAUUACACCCGGACCUCCUGCAGAUCGGCUCUUUUGACCUUGCGGCCCGCAUAACGUGGGUUCAGGCGAACUUCCUAGAACGACUGCCCUUUCCGAACGAGGAAUUUGACUACGUGCGAGUUGUCCGCGUUGGUCGAGGCGUUCCUGAAGAUAAAUGGGACACGUUGCUGGAGGAAAUAACACGUGUGAUGAAACCUGGUGGCGCAUUUGAGAUGUUGGAAGAGAACCUUCACUUCCCCGGCAGUCGCAUUGAGAGCGCCUCUAUCAUCGACACCUCUGACCCCCCACAGCCUCCAACGCCGCCACGGACAGACUCAUCGCAUUCCUCCGAGCAAGAGCGACAUCACCUUCAUUACCCUCAUCCACACCCAUCAAGCCCGUACGCUCAGCCCUCGAGCUCUAUGGCGUUGAGCUACUCUUACGAAGACAUCACGAAAAUGCGACGCUCGCAGCAGGAAGAGUAUCGUCCUUCGCUGCAUUCUAUCUCUUCUUCCCCCGACGUGUCAAAGACACAGAUGCCUCCGCGCUCUCGUACUACGACACUGGAACGACCCCCAACGAACCCUCACGACCACUCGCUUAUAGAGAUGAUAUAUAACGAGAUGCACUCUGCGCGCUUCGUCAACACCGAGCCUGUUUCUCUACUUGCUAAUCUGCUUCCGUUGCACUUCAGAAAUGUCAGAUCACCUCCCCCUAUCCUCAUCCCGUUCCCGUCUACUCCCGAGUCCCGACCUCGCUCCAUAGAUGGGCUCCCUCGAUCUUCACCAGAUGCGGUCCCGCAACGCCGGUCCAGGGCUAGCUUCACUGAGUCCGAAGACGACGAUUACUUUCAGAGUGCGAAGCGUCUCAGCAACUCCCCUCAUGCACCGCUCUUGCAUGCCUCCGACAUCGCUUUGGGCAGUCUCAUCACACUCGACAUCAACCGAUAUAGCGGCUUCUCUCCCACUGUUGUCCGCCAUUCAACGCUACCGGUUUCUGUGCAUCCGAAUGGCUCUGAUCCAAUCAGCAUGUCUCCCCCCAAUGGUCCCGCUUCACCUCCAAACGGCCUGGGUGCCGGACUGGGAAGCCCGUCAACGGCGUCGCGGCGGUUAUCCGCGUUAGACGCGAGUCGGAACCCUCUACCAAACCAGACAGUCAACUUCGACCCGCGCACGCUCAAUCUGCAUCUGGCCCUCAGGGUCAGCGAGGUGCUCGCGUGCGCCGAGCCGAUGUGGGACUGGGUGGUGGACUUCCAGGAGUGCGAAGUGCGGCCCGGGAAACACACGCAGCAGAUACGGGACGCGUCCGUCUCGAGUCGCGGUCUACGACGGCGGCACCCGAUGCAGGCGGAGCUGAUGGCGUUGACGAGGAUGGAGUUCGACGCACUGCUGACGCGCUUUGACCUCGAUAUGAAGACACAGAUGCACCUUGGUGCCGCGCUGGAGGACCGUCUCGGCUGGCCACUGUACCCCAUCUCGUCGCACUCUUCCGAGGACCGCGAUACAUAUGAGGCCAUGUGCGCCGUCUGGGACGCGUACCAA
Epithele typhae is the source of this 2460-nucleotide messenger RNA. RefSeq lists its product as uncharacterized. The transcript has 14 exons. NCBI's taxonomy places the organism in Eukaryota, Fungi, Basidiomycota, Agaricomycetes, Polyporales, Epitheliaceae. The record is from RefSeq and is a predicted model, not a curated record. Gene Ontology annotation, molecular function: methyltransferase activity. The annotation marks the transcript as partial.